Vitrella brassicaformis is the source of this 3154-nucleotide messenger RNA. NCBI's taxonomy places the organism in Eukaryota, Vitrellaceae. The record is from the annotation of a GenBank genome assembly.
UCUGAUUGCAACAGUCAGUUGACGUGUACACAUGCGGUCUGCGGUACUGUGCACACACACACACACGACGAGUCCACGUGAAAAGCAGCAUAAACAACCACCGGAUAUAAAACGCAGACAGCGAUUCGUGAACCUGCUGGACGACACGAGUAGAUGGAUGGAUGGAGAGUGGAUGCAAUGGCCAGCUUACCUUCACUUCUCCUUUGCAAUUGCUGGGAAUCGACGAGAGACGGCCACACAACUGAUACGUACACAGGAUCCCCAGCCCCAGAACUAUAAGCCAUAACCACAAUGUGUGGUCCUGCUGAGACGAGAGCUUGUAGUACAGGGACUCAGCGUUCUCGGCGGCCCCAUGGCCGUACCCGCUCCCACAUCUCCUGCAGCCAGCCCCAGAGCCAGGACAGCCAGGCCUUCCAGCCGGUGUGUGCGGGGCAAGUGGCUGGAGGGUCGUCGGCGAGGCUGUCCACAGGGGGCUCGAUGGGUGGCUGAGGGAUGGGCUGCGGGGUCGGCGCCCAGUACCCGGGGUAAUAGUGCGGGUUGACCCGCCUCAGCCUGACACGAUGGGCGAGAGACAUCAGUAGAUUCAGAUUGACAAGCUGAUUCCUACGCGUCGUCGACAAGGAAAACAUAUAGUGCGUACCAUGCGUGGUUGAGAAUGUCGUCGUAGGUGAUGGUGGCGGUGUUCCGUGUCAGCAGCUCGUAGAAGGCGUUGGCAUGGCUGCUUCGGGUCGGGCCCUAGAUGACAUACAAGCACGGCAGAAAGGACACACAAUAUCAUAGUCCGUCCAUCUGUGUGUCUUGUUCCCUCGCCGCCAAGGUAACCUUCUUGGGGCUGGUUUUGACGCCAUACAGCAUCUCCCCUACCAUAUCCCUACAGAGACAACAGCAUAAGACACAAGUAUCUCAAUUCCUCUGUAUUGAAUGUCUCGCUGGCUCACCCCAGCCGCUUAAUAUCAAAGGUCAGCCGCUCGCGUGCCUCCCGGGAGCGCAGCUCCUCCUCCCCCUGGCAGCACAAGACACAACAGGUGUGGCCCGGCCAAACAUCGAAGCUGAGCCUUCUUAGUCAUCACCUGGAACACCCUCGAUAACCCAAAAUCAAUGAGCUUCAUCGUUGGCAGCUCUCCCUCGCCCUUGCCCUCAAUCAGAAAGUUCCCCAGCUUAAUAUCGCUGAGCGAAGCAAGAGAAAGAACAGACGCGUGGAAUGGUGGCUUGCAUUACUUUGUCGCCAUCUCACCCGCCGUGAGACACAAACGCUCGAUGGAAGAGGUCCCUCAAGGAGAUGAUCACCGGAGCGAUCAUCUCCUUCAUGGCCUCCUCCUCCAGCAUCUCUGACGGCCUCCCCUUUUCGAGGUUGCGCCUCGUGUAGGCCGCCGCGUCCUCCUCAUAGAGGUCCGUCUUGAGGAAGACGGCCUCCCUCACCCCCUCCCUGACCUCUGCCACCUGAAGGGAGAAAGAGACAGAGACGCAGAGGAUGCUGGAGAAAGCAUUGUCCAGUGACUGGCUUACCAGGUUGGCUUUGGCGAUGCUCUUGCUCUCCAAAAACAUGACCCUCUGCAUGGCCGCCGUCUCCCUCGGCGCCAACCCCCCGGCGGCAUCUCCUUCAGGACCUUCUCGGCUCCUGUGCCGGCGCUGAGCCGCUCUUGGGCCUGGUAUACCCUUGCCCCGCUGUAGGUACCCAGGCCGAAGGGCAACAUUUGAUGGCCGUCGAGGCGGCGGGUGGGAGGCAGGUAGCCGCCGUGGCCAACAUAUUUGGUAUCCCCGUCCAGGAAAUGCAGAGGGUAGGGGUUCCCAUCAGGGAGACCCCCCCUUGCGAAGACGCGGGGGAUGUCCGCCAAGCCCGGACGGAAGCGGGGGCUGCGCGGAGGGAGGGGCGCGACGUGCCUACACGAGUGCAUUGCUGCUUUUGCUGCUGCUGUUGCUGCUGCUGCUGUUGCUGUUGUUGUUGCUGUUGCUGUUGCUGCUGUGCUCUGUGAGACUGCACCACAGACACACAAGAAUGGGCCCGCAGUGAGAGAACCCAUCCUCUCUCUGUGGGUGUAUGUCUCACCCCCAGAGCUGCCCUUUCUCUUGCGUGUGGUGUCCACGGGCGCGGCUCCGUCGACAGAGCGGUUGAGUGGCGAGGCAUCGACGGUCGUGUCGGUCCUCUGCCGCCCCAUAUUAUCGUGGGGCCCAAUGUAAUACAAAAAGGGUCGCCUCAACACGUACCCUUCUGCAGUAUGAUGUGGCGCAUUUUUGCAUAGUUCGUAGGGUCCUGCUCCCCGUCGAUGCCAUACACCAUGCCAACCUGCAGACAAAGGGUGGACAGGAUAGGUGUUGGAUAGGUGUAUCCAUUUGGCGUUUUGCCGUACGUGCUGGGCGUCGUUGUACAGGUCCUUUGUCACACCUUUGUCGCGCAUCAACACGUAAGCACGGGGAUGGCUGCCGGGGCUGCAGCCAUCCGUAGCACAAGAACACGUGCUGCAAUCGACGGAUACAUAUUGUAGUUCCAUACCUGCCGCGAUGGCCAGGCCGUUCGGUUCGGCGCGCAGGCUCGUCAGGCAGUGCGUCGCCAUGAAGUCCACGCUGGACAGCUCAACCUGCGCGACCAAAUCAAUGCACAGAGUGUUAAGUUGGCCGUGAUGUGUUUUGUCUUACCACAGUGUUGAUCUGCUUCCAAAUAUCGAAUCUCGCCACAACAAAUCGCCAUGCGAUCUGCACAGACUGAAGCAAGGAACGGCCGUGAGGAGCACGGUGCAUGCGCAGUGGUCUGUGCUCACAUUGGGCAGCGCCGCACGGUCGCCUGUGAAUAUGACGAUCUUGCCCUCCAGGUAUAGCAGCAUGCAGCGACCAUUCCACUUGAAGCAUGUCAACAAGGAUAUACACGAAGGAAGGAGAGUCGGCCAUCACUGCUGAUUGAUUGGGAUCGGUACUUGGUUUGGAGCUUGCUGAACUAAAACGACACACACAGAUAGCAACAGGCGGUGUCAAUCACCUUUCGCGUGAUGGCGAGCAGUUUUCCCUUACCUUGGUGGCCAACUCGUCCUUUUCUGUGAUGAGGCCCCGGUUGGCCCGCUCCGCCUGCUCACAACGACGCUGCAACGAAGAACAAGAAUCGGUUUUAGUCCGUCCCGCACCGAAAAUCUCGCCGUCUCGAAAUCUCGCCCGCAUCGCAAGC